AUGGUUCGCGCUACCGCUCUCAUCGCAGCCGUGCUGCCCGCCGCUCUCGCCGCUCCUUUCGGCCUCAGCAACAGCGGCGCUUCCACCAACGACUCUGGCUCCUUCAUGGGCGUUCCCAUCUCUAACCUCAACGCCGCCGACCUGAUUCCCAACAAGUACAUUGUCGUCUACAACAACACCUUUGACGAUGAUGCCAUUACCUCCAAGAUGUCCUCGUUCGCUGCCUCCAUCAAGAAGCGCAACAUUGGCAAGCGUUCCCUUGACGGCCGCUCCCUCAGCACCUCUACCCGCAACUUCAAGAUGAACGCGUGGCGCGCCACCGUUAUGGAGGCUGAUGACUCCAUGAUCAUGAGCGUUAUGAACGCCGAGGAGGUCGCCUACGUCGAGCAGGAUGCCAAGGUCAAGAUCUCCGCCACCGUCUCCCAGACCAACGCUCCCCCCGGCCUUGUCCGCAUGUCUCACGCCGCUGCCGGUGAGGCUGGCUACGUCUUCGACCAGACAGGAGGUGACGGUAUCACUGCCUACAUCGUCGACACCGGUAUCCUUACCACCCACUCCGAGUUCCAGGGCCGUGCUACCUUUGGCGCCAACUUCAUCAACAACGUCGACACUGAUGAGAACGGACACGGCUCCCACGUUGCUGGUACCAUUGGUGGUCAGACUUUCGGCGUUGCCAAGAAUGUCAACCUCAUUGGCGUCAAGGUUCUUGAUGGCGAUGGUGCUGGCUCCAACUCUGGUGUUCUCGAUGGCAUGCAGUUCGUCAUUGACGACGUCGCCAAGAAGAACCUCACUGGCAAGGCUGUCAUGAACAUGUCUCUUGGUGGCUCUGCCUCCGCUGCUGUCAAUCGCGCUAUCCAGGCUCUCAACAACGCUGGCAUCGUCCCCGUCGUCGCUGCCGGAAACGAGAACCAGGAUGCUGCCAACACCUCGCCCGCUUCCGCCCCCAACGCCAUCACUGUCGGUGCCAUUGAUGCCCGCAACGACCGCAAGGCCUCCUUCUCCAACUUCGGCACUGUCGUCGACAUCUUCGCCCCCGGCGUCAACAUUCUCUCUGUCGGCAUCACCUCCGAUACCGCCACCAACACCCUGUCCGGUACCUCCAUGGCCUCCCCUCACGUUGCUGGCCUUGCCGCCUACCUGAUGGGUCUUGAGGGCCUCAACACCGUCAAGGCUGUUACCGACCGCAUGCUCGCUCUCGCCACCGCCUCUGGUGCCACUGUCCAGCGCAACACUGCUGGCACCACCAACCUGAUUGCCAACAACGGACAGCUCUAG
This is a messenger RNA of Colletotrichum abscissum, 1275 nucleotides long. RefSeq names its product subtilase. Gene Ontology annotation, molecular function: serine-type endopeptidase activity. The record is from RefSeq and is a predicted model, not a curated record. Gene Ontology annotation, biological process: proteolysis. The transcript has 3 exons. The coding region runs from base 1 to 1275 and encodes 424 amino acids. Lineage: Eukaryota; Fungi; Ascomycota; Sordariomycetes; Glomerellales; Glomerellaceae.